Molecule: messenger RNA, 741 nt
Organism: Trichoplax adhaerens
Lineage: Eukaryota; Metazoa; Placozoa; Uniplacotomia; Trichoplacea; Trichoplacidae
Exons: 2
Biological process (GO): proteolysis
Molecular function (GO): serine-type endopeptidase activity
Source: RefSeq, a predicted model, not a curated record
AUAAAACGAGUGAUUCAUGGUACUAAAGCUUCUGACUACAUGGUGCCUUGGCAAGCUUUCAUUCAAAUUAAGCGAUCCGAUAACAAAAUAGUUCGCUGUGGUGGCUCAUUAAUUGAUAAAAAAUACAUUAUUUCAGCCGCUCAUUGCUUUGAUAAAGUUUCAAAAGAGCCUCAAUCAAUCCGUAUCAUACUAUAUUUAUCGCAUGACGAUUUAAACAUUCAUUCAGCUUAUGCAGGUGGUUGUCAAGGUGUUGGCAGAUGUACCAUACGUGAUUUUAAUGCUGAUGUAGCAAUACUUAAAUUGCCAUCAUCUGUACAAACUAAUAGAUACGUAAGAACGCUUUGCUUGCCUAAUAAGAGAAUAUUAAGCAGCAACCUUGGCAAUUUAGACUGUCGCGUUGCAGGUUGGGGCAAUACCAGAGUAAGUGGUUCAGUUUCUUACCCGAGGUAUUUACGUUGGGCUAUGGUAUCUAUUCUUGACACAGACAAGUGUAACAAAUCAGUGGCCUACCGUAAUAGUAUCACAAACAAUAUGUUAUGCGCCGGCAAGUGGGAAGGCGGUGUUGAUACAUGUCAUGGCGAUAGUGGUGGACCAUUAAUGUGUCGCUUACCAAAUAGCCCGUGGAUGCUGAUGGGCAUUACAAGUACUGGAAAGGGCUGCGCACAGCCUAUGUCUCCAGGAGUUUAUACUAAGUUAUCAUCUCCAAUCAUUAAUAACUGGCUGAGUCAUUUUAUACAAUAG